Molecule: messenger RNA, 611 nt
Organism: Guillardia theta CCMP2712
Lineage: Eukaryota; Cryptophyceae; Pyrenomonadales; Geminigeraceae
Exons: 2
Coding region: 39-509 (156 amino acids)
Source: RefSeq, a predicted model, not a curated record
AGACUGCAUUGAAGAAAGAAGUGUACCCAACAACGAACAUGAUCCCUCCCAGAGAAACAAGGAUCGUACCAAGAAGGAAGGCAGGAGAGUUUGGAGCAAGCACUACAGCGAAGGACGCAAUCACACUGACGGAGAGCGACAUCGUCUCGCUGUUCAGUCUUAGGCAGGGGGACGCAGCGAGACAUCUGGGGAUCUCGCUAACAGCAUUGAAGGCAGCGUGCAGGAGGCUCGGAGUACCCAAGUGGCCGUACCUCCGAGCUCACUGUGUAGAGCAGCAGACGAAUGUCAAGAACGCCAGCGACGAUUUGUUAGCCUUCUUUGACGUGAAAAGAUCGAGUUCACCAAAUCCCAGCGGGGGGCAAGUAGCAGCUAGCACGACCAUGGUCGCGCCGGAAGGAGGCAGGAAACAGAGCAUGGGGGUGGCAGUAGCAGAUUUUAGUUUUGGGUUGAACACGCUGGAGCUCGAUUCGUUGCUGCAAGAAGCGCUAUGUCACGUCGAAUCACGAUGAUGUAGAUUAACCACCGAUUGAUAAGCGAACAAUGAUUUCUUUGUAAUGUUAAUUUUGGAAAAAAUCAAUAACCUCUAAUUGGAAUGAAACUCUCUGACAAUC